UUUCCUCUCCAACACGACGGAUUACUAUACAGGCCUGCCUUUUCUCCCGAGGACUUUCAUUCUCCUUCCCCUUUGUCUCACGUUUCUCCAUAAAAAAACAACACCGAAAAGCACCCACAGAGAGAGAGAGAGAGAGAGAGAGAGAGAGAGAUGGGAAUCGCGGGAGAGGCAGAGCCGGAGGUAAGCUCCAUUCUAAAGCUACCACUCCUUUCAGUCCCACCCAUGAUGCAGUCAACAGAUCCUUCUGGGAUGCAAACCCCACCACUCCACUCGUCAGCCUCUGUCCCAUUUCGCUGGGAAGAAGAACCAGGCAAGCCCAGGCCCUGCACCGCUCUCACCAACCGCACCGCCAAGUGCUUGGAACUUCCUCCAAGGUUGCUCUUUGAUACAAAAUUGCCUUCCCCCACCACCGUCUUGGAAGGCCCUUUUGCGGGCAGGUCUCGAUUUCAGUCUGCUUCCUUUAGGAUCACUUCUGGGGAGUGCUAUGGGUCUUUCAGCCACGAGAGAUCAGGACAGCUUGGAGCCAUUACUGCGAGCAAGAAAUCAGGUGUCAAGGAGAGAGGCUGGUUUGGUUCUUGGGGCAGGAAGGCUCUCAAAGCUAAAAGAGAGGUUGGAGGCUGCAGUCAUGUCUUUCCAUCUUCCUUGGAUAGAGAGAGUGAUGGUGGUAGUAGUGUGGGAGAGGGCAACAGUACAAAGGUAAAGAUUGCAAAGUUUAGAAGGACAGGGAGUUUAUCCAAUCUCUCCCAUACCCGCUCUCAUUUCUGGGCAACUAUGUACGAGGGCUUGAAGCAGGUGGUUCCAUGGGGGAGUAGGAAGUUGAAGAAAGAUGGGAUUGUGACUUAAAAGAGUUCACAGUGUACACCCUAAGAUGGGUCCAUUGACCUUAGCUGUUUGCACUAAAGAAAAAGGACGUAAUAUUGCUUGCAUGUUACUGCUAGCUCUUUAAGCUCUGCAAGGCUUUUUCAUUUUCCUCUUUUAAUCCCGGGUAUAUUUAGCUAUGGAAAAAUAUGGGGGCUUCUAGCAAAGGAAUUCAAAAUAGCUGUACAAUUAUGUACGAUUCAGCCAUUGGAACAUGCCAAAUUUGGGUGAAGGUGCUAAUUAAUGAAGUGUAUGGUAGAUCCUUAUUUACCUAAGAAGAGAAGAGAACAAAAGAGAAAGAGAACAGCUGCAGAUGUACUGCUGUAAUCUUUUAUGUAUGAAGUUUCAUCUUUAGUCUAGUGUAUGGUAGAAGUGUGUAUGAUUUUAGCUCUUGAAUAUAUGGUGCACAAGCCAAUUCCAGUGUCUGACA
This is a messenger RNA of Carya illinoinensis, 1288 nucleotides long. RefSeq lists its product as uncharacterized. The record is from RefSeq and is a predicted model, not a curated record. The transcript has 2 exons. The coding region runs from base 151 to 843 and encodes 230 amino acids. NCBI's taxonomy places the organism in Eukaryota, Viridiplantae, Streptophyta, Magnoliopsida, Fagales, Juglandaceae.